GCUGUCACACUUCUUAUUCCAGUGAAUAUUUCUCAGGGUAGGUUUAUUUUUUUUAUUUUUUUAUUUUUAAGUCAGUUCCUGUAGAAGCACAUACAUUAAAGUCUGAGCUACAAAAAAGCUGUGAACAUUUCCACUGUUAUUGCCCAGGAAAAAAGAUACAGUUCACUGACCAUUUGUAACAACUUGCCCCAAUAGCAGGGUUGGAAAUCAGACUAAAAUUAUUGACCCUCAUACUCAUCCUGUUUAUGAACACACUUCCUCAAUAUCAGUGAUUAUUUCAACAUAGUGUAUAGGGAACAUAUUGUAACACAGUUGUAUCAGAGGGGAUAUUUCUUUAUUUUGAAACACUGUUCAUUUACACACAACAUGUAAUCACUCCAUGCAAAAAUAUACACCAGGACUUCAUGAAUGAAGGAUUACAUGUUUAUAGCAAGUCAGGUUUAUGUCAAGUUCAUGUUUAUGUUUAUGUUUAGUUCACGUGUAUAGUUAGGGCAUUCACUUUUGUAAAUAAACUGCACUUGGGUUCUUCAUCUUCACGUCUUCGUCAUUGCCAGUGCCAGCACACGUUACAGAAUACUUGACCGAACCAUGAACCCAGCAGUUCAGCUUCUGCGCCUACGUCAGGGGAAUCGUCCCCUGGAGGACUAUGUGGAGGACUUUUGCGAUCUGGCCUUCCAGGUGGACUUUAAUGAGGUUGCACUCAAAGACUGUUUCUGGUUUGGACUGAGUGAGCCAAUCUCCAUUCUGAUGCCAGGCGGUAAGAGUACCCUUACCCUCGCUCAGUAUAUCGACCUCGCUCUGCAGAUCAUUGGUUCCGCGUUCACUGUGGGGGAGGCGGAUGCCGAGCCAGAGGUCCACGACAUGGCCGCUGCCGAGCCAGAGGUCCACGACAUGGCCGCCGCCGAGCCAGAGGUCCACGUCAUGGCCGGCGCCGAGCCAGAGGUCCACGUCAUGGCCGCCGCCGAGCCAGAGUUCCACGUCAUGGCCGCCAAUCCAGAGUUCCUAGUCAUGGUCGCUGAGCUAGCACCAUCUUUUGCUCCAUGCCACGUCACAGCAACGCCUCAGCCUGCUCCAUGCCACGUCACAGCAACGCCUCAGCCUGCUCCAUGCCACACCACAGCAACGCCUCAGCCUGCUCCAUGCCACGUCACAGCAACGCCUCAGCCUGCUCCAUGCCACGUCACAGCAACACCUCAGCCUGCUCCAUGCCACGCCACAGCAACGCCUCAGCCUGCUCCAUGCCACGCCACAGCAACGCCUCAGCCUGCUCCAUGCCACGCCACAGCAACGCCUCAGCCUGCUCCAUGCCACGUCACAGCAACGCCUCAGCCUGCUCCAUGCCACGUCACAGCAACCCCUCAGCCUGCUCCAUGCCACGUCACAGCAACGCCUCAGCCUGCUCCAUGCCACGUCACAGCCACACCUGAGCAGUUGGACCUGGAGAUGGUUCCCACCCUUAUACCCACCCUUCGUUCUCCUGAGCAGGCAAGGGGAACUUUCGGCCCUCCGACCCCGCCUGGACCCUCCGAGCCCUGGACUUCGCCUUGGCCUGUCAGUCCCUCGACAUUGCCUCAGCUCUGCGUUCCCUCGGCUCCACUGCGGUCCUUCAGCCUGUCGGCUUUGCCGGGGUCCCUCGUCCCUCCGGCUCCUCCUUGGUCUGUUGGUCACCUGGCUCCGCUUUAGCUCUCCGAUCCUUUGGCUGUGCCUCGUCCCUCCGAUCUGUCAGCUCUACCAGGGACCUCCUUCCCUACGGCUCCACCUUGGUCCUCAGUCCCACCGGCUCCACCUCAGUCUUCUGAACCCCCAGCUCCGCCUUGCUCCUCCGAGCCUCCAGCGCCGCCUUGGUCCUCCCUGCCAUCAGCUCCACCCUGGCCUUUCGAGUCUUCGGCUACUCUCCGGGCACCAA
Molecule: messenger RNA, 1906 nt
Organism: Myxocyprinus asiaticus (Chinese sucker)
Lineage: Eukaryota; Metazoa; Chordata; Actinopteri; Cypriniformes; Catostomidae
Exons: 2
Coding region: 589-1683 (364 amino acids)
Source: RefSeq, a predicted model, not a curated record